AUGGCUGCUUCACCUCUCAAGGAAGGGAAAUCACCACCCUCACCUCAGAAAGAGCUCCCGCUGCAAAGUGAUUUGGCUUCGGGGGCGACCCAUCUGGCUCCCAGUGGAGGAGCUUCUCUGAGCUGCAGCUGGAAGAGACCUUAUGGCAUUGGGGCCGGUCUGCAGAAUACGGGCAACACCUGCUACCUGAAUGCAGCCCUGCAGUGUCUCACGUAUACCCCACCCCUCGCCAACUAUAUGCUGUCCCAGGUGCAUUCUCAAAGCUGUCGUCGUUCGGAUCGCUGCAUUCUGUGUGCCGUGGAAACGCACUUUCUCUGGGCCCUCCACAGUCCUGGCGACGUGAUCCAGCCCUGUCAAGUGCUGGCUGCUGGCUUUCACACAAACAGGCAGGAAGACGCCCACGAAUUUCUGAUGUUUGCUCUGGAUGUCCUGAAGGCAGCAGGUCUGCCUGGGCUCACGGACGGG
Oryctolagus cuniculus (rabbit) is the source of this 465-nucleotide messenger RNA. Lineage: Eukaryota; Metazoa; Chordata; Mammalia; Lagomorpha; Leporidae. The record is from RefSeq and is a predicted model, not a curated record.